ACCGACGCGCGCCGGGGAGAUACUCGUACCAAUGCGACGCGACCUGGAGACCACUUGCAAUACUCGACGAAGUCCACGAAAGCUUGCGCCGACAGCAUUAUCCUUGGACGUGUGUCGAGACACGCUUGCAAACGACCAAAACCACUGCGCUCGUUCAGUGCCUCACCUUUUGCUGCAUCUACCAGCUCCACGAAUUAUUGCGCGCCCCGACCUCGAAUGCUCAACUACUUGCGCCGCACCCUAGAUUUCAAUUGCUGAGCUGAAAUACUAUUCCUCUCAGCAAUACCGUGCCUGCUGGAUGGUUCGCUCUCGGUAGCACGAGGUCAGACUUCUGCACAAUGGCGCAAACCAAGAACGUCAGACGUCGUUCUGGGCCUACGACACCCAGCAAAAGCCAGAGAACAACUCCUCGAGGAAGACCGAGAGGUCGGCCUCGCGCACAACCUGGCGAUCCAAUCCCCACAAGAAAACCGCACAGAUACCGUCCAGGAACGAUCGCCCUUCGAGAAAUUCGACGGUACCAGCAGUCUACAGAUCUCCUCAUACUCAAACUCCCUUUCGCUCGUCUAGUUCGAGAAAUUGCGCUCGAUGUUCUCCCUGCUCGCGCAGCGCAAGAUCUAAGAUGGCAAAGUCAGGCGAUCCAAGCUUUGCAAGAAGCUAGCGAAGCUUUUCUGGUUCAUCUGUUUGAAGACACGAAUCUGUGCGCCAUACAUGCGAAAAGAGUAACGAUUAUGCAGAAGGACAUCCAGCUGGCGAGAAGAAUAAGAGGCGCCUGGGGCGGGCUGGGUUGAUGUGUUGUUCCUCUUCUGCGAACUUCAUGAUAACUGUUACGCACGCAUUGCAACGGCGUUUGGGCGCAUGAGCGGUUCUACAGCACGGCUUUUGGUCUUGGUUGCCAGCCAUGAUAGGUCGCAUCCUCUGGGGCGAGGUAUUGUCAGAUGUUUGGACGCCGGCAUUGGGCUUUAUGUUAUUAUUGUAUAAGCGUACUUCUUUUGUCGGGGUAUCAGCCCAGUGCCCUGCCACCACCAAGCGAGUCGAGACAUUACAGCAGACAGAGGUCCAAUCCGAUCCGAAGAUCGCUUAUUUCACAAGACUAAAUCCAUGAUGAAUGUCAAAGGGAGAGAUGUCCUCCUCAGCCAUUGACACUCGACCCGAGCACUCCCUUCGUACUCGUCACGUCUCCGCUGCCGACAGUGCCU
Messenger RNA from Exophiala xenobiotica, 1199 nucleotides. Its product is annotated as histone H3-like centromeric protein cnp1. Gene Ontology annotation, molecular function: protein heterodimerization activity; DNA binding; structural constituent of chromatin. NCBI's taxonomy places the organism in Eukaryota, Fungi, Ascomycota, Eurotiomycetes, Chaetothyriales, Herpotrichiellaceae. The record is from RefSeq and is a predicted model, not a curated record. Bases 339 to 791 code for a protein of 150 amino acids. Gene Ontology annotation, cellular component: nucleosome. The transcript has 2 exons.